CUGCGGUGGUUCCUCCACCACGGAGGUCGAUCCACCGGCUCUCUGUCUCCUCCCAUCGCCGUCCCCCUGCUGCCGUGCGCGGCCACACCUGCAGCAGACCGUAGAGACGGUGUGAAGGAGAGAGGACGCCCGGACACAUCCAGCAGCUCGCACCGCUUCUAUCUGGACUCUGUGGUGUGAGUGAGGAUCAAUGCACGGGAGACAAACAGCGACCGGAGGCUGGGACACUUUAAAUCAUGGGGAUUAACGUGAAAGAGGAGGAAGAGGAGGAAGAGGAGGAAGAGGCGCAGAGACCGACACCGAGGAGCGCGCACAGGUUUUGCUUGUGAUCCCUGACAGAGCGAGGGCAGUAACACUGACUCGACCAUUGUCUCCUCACAGCCUCUCUGGUUGCCUCGGCUGCCCAUUGUGACCGUAGAGAAGAAAGACAGAUCCGGCUUGUCUGGAUAACGACCCAUUCAGCAUCAUUUCUCUUCUGCCACAUUAGAAAGCCUCAGAACAACAGUGGAGGCUCAGCACUAUCCCGGCCUCCCCAGCCUUUUCCCUGCAUCCUCUGCCCACCUCAUCCCUACCGCCCUCUCCAUCGGCCCCUUCCCCUCCUUCACCCGAGCUUCAGCCACAGCCGAGUCCCAGAUGACAGCCAUUACCCUCCCUCACUGCACCAACCUCCUUUCCACUCCCUCCAGUCCCCGUGGCGCUUGGCACCAGUGCCCAUCACACAGACAGAUGGAGCCAACCCUGACCCCUCUCCUUGCCCGUGGGGACGCGAAGGGAACCAACCCUCGCUAGACGACAGGGGGGGUGACAGGAAGGAGAGAAGAGGAGAGUAUUGCUUUGUCACCACCGCAACUCAUCAUCCGGUCUCCCUCGGACUCCCCGUCAGCCGAAGAGAUGGACCUGGGACAGAAAGGCACACAGCGGGAACGUCAACAACAACAACAACAGAAGGACCUUCUUUUUUUUGCAGCAAAUUGUGCCGGACACAUUUUUGCUUUGAUAUUUUGGCAGAGAUAUCUUGUUCCGUCUUGUGUGGACAGAAGAGGCGAACGCUGACAAGAAUUCUAAAUAUGGGAAAUAUCAUUCGAAAGAAACAGGAUGUCACAAGAAGACGGAUCUAAAAAUUUAACCGGCUCUACACAUUCUCAACUUUUUCUGAAGCCCACAAAAGUUGCAUUAUAAGCCCUUGCACUUCCCGUUAGCUGUGGCCUCUGUGGUCUGAAACAAUGACAGCACGAGAAGUUGAACAGGCUGUCAAAGAUGUCACAAGUUUAAACAUGCAGCCGCAGUAAGCAAGCUACCUGUUUUCAUUUUACUUUCCACACCUACGUAAAGCUAAAAAGCUUUUCACCGAGAGUAAAAAGGGAAAUGUACUUGGGACUCAAAUCAGGGUUCUGGGUCGUGCAAGUCUACAUUCAUCUGAGCUGGAACAUCUUGGUUGCACCUCUGCUGGCGGAUCAGACGUCCACUCGGUGUCUCUCUUAAUACAAGAGAUGACUGGCGACUCUCUGCAAACCAAACUGGAACUUCUGUGGAGGUUUGGACUCUUUGCUCCUGAAGUUGAUGCCGAUAAGAGUUUUUAGUUCUCAAAGGAGCUGCAGCCUUGAGAUCUGGGACAAUACAAGGAGUAACUCCAGUGAAUCGUCUGGAACACACUGGUGGUGAAUGAAAUAAGACUUCGUAGAUCAUUACCUGCAUUUCGUGGUGGUGGCGUCCCUAGUCAGCAGGCUGGGAGUGGCUGUACGAUGCCUGAAUUGCAUAACUUUCCCCCCCUGAGGGACCCCAGUGGCCCUGAGCUGGGCUUGAAUGGCCCCGCAGACCCAGCUCGAAUUCAGCACAGCAUCCUGGAGGAGCAGGUGGAGCUGUGGUGGUUCAGAGAUCCCGGGAAGUCGGUUCUCUGCUACUGCGUGGCCGUGCUCCUGAUCCUGGGCUGUGGACUGGGAGGCGUCUGCCUUCUCUCCACCACCACCAGCGUCUCCAGCGAAUGGCGGCUGGGCGUGGGCACGGCCCUCUGCCUGCUCGCCCUGGGCGUGCUGCUCAAACAGCUGCUCAGCUCGGCCGUGCAGGACAUGAACUGCAUCCGAAGCCGCCAGCGCAUCGACAUGCUGAAGAGCGGCGGUUUGUCCGACCUGCUCGUGGUUUCCAUCACGGGGGUGUCACUGUUGAUCUGCGGAGGGGUGCUGCUGCGUCUGGCCCUGGUCAACCACAUGCCGAAGCCGGGCCAGGCCCUGAAUGACAUGUACAUCUCCGGAGUGGUUCUGCUGGCUGGAGGGGGGGCGGCAGUAGCUGGUGUUGGGAUUUAUUUGGUCGUGGUGAUCCUGCUUGAGAGGACGAGGCCCGGACGAAGGCUGCUGGACCGGGUGCUGAAUGUCUUCACUGUCUCUGGACGCAUGGAGCGCCAGGGCCGCAGAGAGACCACCUCCAGUCUGGCGAACCUCAUAUGAGACAGAACCACAAUAAAACGGUGUAAUUUGGCCCCUUGCUUUAAUAUCCGAUCAUUUAGCCUCACGUUAGAGGGAUAAUGAUGAAAUAACUCUUCACACACUGUCCGUCAGCAGCUGGGUCACAUGGGACAUGUCUGCCCGGUGAAGAUGUGCUUAACGAGUCCUCAAGUGUUUGUCUUUUUGUUUUGUCUGCAGGUCUCUGACACAGACGCAGGCACAACAAGGAGAAAUUAUGAUUCCAAUAGUAUUUAGAAAGAUUUUUCUUUUCAAUGAAAAGCACAAAUUCUAUCGGGUGUGUUUUCAAGUUGUUGUUAUUACACACAAUUUAUUACAAAGGAUCUGUGAUGUGAGCAUCACUACAAUGGUCCCAUUUGAUUACGCUCUUGUCAAAUAAUCUCUGACGAUGUAACACAAAGUUGUAAAUCUACACAACUGUGGCUGAGACGUCUCACACAAGCGAACUCACAGAAAGGUUAUUGCAUGAAUGAAAAAGCCAAAACACAAAUGCUAACGCCACAACUUUGAUGAAAAAGCCACAACACAACUGUAAAACCCACACAACGGAAACACAACCACAAUGGAAUUUAGUGGCUGCAGAUGUUGACUAAAAUGAGCAGAUUUACUUACUGCGGUCACUGUCACCUGGAAAAUACCCAGUCAAGCCAAUCGCUGCUUAAAGGUUCAGUGUGUCAAAUUUAGUGACAUCUAGUGGUGAAGAUGUGAUUUGCAGCUGAAUACCCUGUCACCUCACCCCCCCCCUUUCCAAAGGGAGAAAGAGAAACUAUGGUAACCAAAACAGGUAAAAAACAUUGGGACAUCUGUAGAGAGGACCCACUACCGAUGUAAAUAUAAAAAUCUAUGGUAAAGAAAAUAACAAUUCGUACAAUUUAGAUGAAACAAACUAGUAAAAACAUCAGUAGGAUAUUUUAUAUUCAAUUUCUGCCAAUAGAUCCUUUCCCGUUAUGGUACAGUUGCAUUCUUUCGCAUUCCUUCUCACUUCUGUUGAGGUUGUGUUUCUGUUGUGUUGCUGUUACUUUUGCAGUUGUGUGUUUGCCGUUAAGGCCCUUGUGUGGGUGUCUCGACCUCAGUAACACACAAAUGGAGAAACAGGAAGCUGGUUUGUCGAAGAUGAUAUGAGGUUGUGGUUAAAGGGGCCAGUUACACGCCUGUGUGUGUGUAAUGUAUCUGUUCUAAACAUGUAUCCUGUCAAAGUGCUCUUGGACCACACGUCUGACCUCUACCUACACUGAGGAUCCACGAUUGUAAGUUCUCGCGGAUCAGAGCACGAGCUGAACGGCUGUAAAUAGAAAUUACAAAAUCCAGUGAUAUACGGGAAUGACAUAAACAGGACAAAUAAUCUUUAAAAAAAAAUGUUUUGUCAUUUGUAAUCCAUGCAGCGACCCUCACUCUGUCCAUAUGAUCUCAUGAAGUUCUGUGCAGCUGAUGAAUCUGACUGUGGAUGGUGAUGAGGCGAGAGCUUCAACGUGGCUCGACUGCUUUGGACUUAAAUGAAUCCCUCAGUUGAAUAAUAAGUGAUUAUGAUCCAUGCAGCAGGACAGCAGUGUAAUGUUUAUCCGCCUGUAACACGAGAAGACGACAUGAUUGUUUAUCAGAGAAUUAUACCGGAGCACUUUAUCGACUGUCCGUGGAUCAUUUGUGGUUUUGUGCCUCGACUCAGUAUUUUCUCAGCCGUGACUCCUGCAGCUCCUUGUUUCUACUUUAACCUGCUUCUUCUACAUUUUAGAGAUCACACCGAAUCCAUUGAUUGUGUGUAACGCAACAUGUUCACUCACUUUGCAGGAGUCACGGAGAAUCAACAUCUCCUCCAAUCCGUUGAGUUGUUUUUUAAACUUCUUGGCUUCUUUGUUUUUAAUCAUGAUUUUGAAUGUGAAUGUUCUCAUCAAACCAUGUGGGUGGAGUUAAGCAAUAAAGCUCAGAUGAACCAA
This is a messenger RNA of Pleuronectes platessa (European plaice), 4387 nucleotides long. RefSeq names its product transmembrane protein 125. The transcript has 3 exons. NCBI's taxonomy places the organism in Eukaryota, Metazoa, Chordata, Actinopteri, Pleuronectiformes, Pleuronectidae. The coding region runs from base 1743 to 2441 and encodes 232 amino acids. The record is from RefSeq and is a predicted model, not a curated record.